Messenger RNA from Rhizophagus irregularis DAOM 181602=DAOM 197198, 420 nucleotides. RefSeq lists its product as uncharacterized. Lineage: Eukaryota; Fungi; Glomeromycota; Glomeromycetes; Glomerales; Glomeraceae. The record is from RefSeq and is a predicted model, not a curated record.
AUGUCUGAUUAUCAGUCUCUCCGGUCCCUUUUUCCUCAAUUUAAGGAAGAAGUACUAAAAAAGGCAAUAGAAAUUUCCAAGUGCCCUGUGAAUUGGAAUAAAUACAAUAAGUGGGUUGAAGCGGGAAGACCGUAUGAGGAACACGAAGAAGUACUUAUGAAUCUGAAACAUGAAUAUGAAUCUCAGAAAAGAUCAGUUGGAACCAGAAAAUAUGCUGACGGAGGAAGAGAAUGCAGAAAUGGAGUUAGUACUCAGAGAAACCCCAGGAAUGCGGAUCGAAACGCCGGGAAAACAAGCAAUGGAACUCCUUCCGCAACAAGAACCAAAACCACCAACCGUAAGGAAGGUGAAUAUUGUGGUCAAGCUUCUGGACUCAAACGAGUUCCCAACGUUAGCGAGGUAUACGAAUCAGAUGAUUAG